AUGUUAAAGGGAACGGCAUUCUCAAUUCCUGAACCAGAAGCCGAGCCGGAAGCAUUUGCCGAAGCAGAGCCCGAAGCAUUUGCAGAACCUGACGCUCUCGCUGAUCCCCAACCAGAGGCGUUUGCUGAGCCUGAAGCAUUAGCCCUGGCCGACCCAAUUGCAGAACCAGAACCAAUUGCCAAUCCAGAACCAAGCCCCGUUGCAAAAAAAUGUAAAAACUCAUCGUCGUCGUCAUCAUCAUCGGGAAAAAGUUGUGACCCCUCCGGCUAUGAAGUUAUAAAGGGUGGCAGUGGUCCCAGCAGUAGCAGCAGCAGUAGCAGCGGCAGUAGCGUAAGUAGCACUGGAAGAAGAAGACGCAUCAAGUUCCAAGUGUUCCCCAAUCAAAAAGUGAGUGUUGUCGUUGUAAUUUCAUUUGGCGAAAAGUGUACCGCUACAACCUCAGGCUCUUCUUCAAGCACCUCUACAGUGUCGUCUCCAACCACAGCUGGAUCUGAAACAUCGACAGCCGCUGAAACUUCAACAGCUGGCACUGGUUCAACUGCUGGCACUGUGCGAUACCGGCACAUUCCACAAAAUGAGAGUAGUAGCAAUAAAAAUAGCACAAUUUCACGGCAUAAACAAUUUUGA
Messenger RNA from Contarinia nasturtii (swede midge), 627 nucleotides. RefSeq lists its product as uncharacterized. The transcript has 5 exons. Bases 1 to 627 code for a protein of 208 amino acids. NCBI's taxonomy places the organism in Eukaryota, Metazoa, Arthropoda, Insecta, Diptera, Cecidomyiidae. The record is from RefSeq and is a predicted model, not a curated record.